AUGGCCUCUCGAACUGUUGAACACAAUAUUAAAAAUUUAUUUUUCUUUAUUCGAUUAGCAGACAAAAAUCAAGCCAUUCUUGAAUACAAAAAAUUGCCUAAUCAAAUUUUAGAAUUGUAUCAUACAGAAGUUCCAAAAGAGUUUGGAGGGAAAGGAAUUGCUAAAGAUUUAGUUAAAGGAGCCUUUCGUUAUUGUAUUGACAAUAAUUACAAAAUUUAUCCAACUUGCUCUUAUGUACAAAAAUAUAGUAAAGAUUUGGCAACUGAAGAAGAAAAGAAAAUUGUUGUCAAUGAUUUAAAAUAG
This is a messenger RNA of Meloidogyne enterolobii, 303 nucleotides long. Lineage: Eukaryota; Metazoa; Nematoda; Chromadorea; Rhabditida; Meloidogynidae. The record is from the annotation of a GenBank genome assembly.